GAAUAGGUUGAGAAUGCCGUUACUCUGAUGGAGUGAUGGUUCCAUGAUUCUUAAGCACCGUGCCGGUGGACUAAUCGUUGGGGAUGCCGGGUUGAAUCAAUCAGCAGAGGGACAUUAAGGUAUGGUAAGGCACGGAAAUAUUAUUUAUACCCGGACGAACUCCUUACUAGGAGAGAAUACAAAGUUCCUCAGGCUUGACAUAAAUAGAAGACUGGAGUGCUCGGUGCUACCUAUUUACAAAUAUACCGAACCUAGCAGAUACAGUAGCAAUGGGCAGAGCCGCAUAGCCCAUACCCCUACACGGCGUUCCGUCAGGGUGGGGUUUCCCCAACUUCUGCUCCAUGUCAGCGGGCGAGGAACGAUAGUUGUGGAGAGUGUCUGGUUGUCAGCUUUACGCAACGUUGAUAUACAAUUACGCAUCCGCCAAUCUCACCGGACAAACUCCGGAAAUCCUAUCGUGGUGUCGAUAGUCAUACGAUCAAUCCCGGUCCAAAGGGCGAUCGCCAGCUGCGGAAGAACAGUUCCACGAUGGCCGGCCUGCAAAUGUGGCUCGGGAGGGGUAUCCUCUCCGCAUUUGGUGCCCGAGGUCUUUACGAUCGACACGCUCUGGAUCCGAAGCGUAGUGAGCGGUAAUGAUGGUCUAGGAAUUGCCGCGCAAAUGGUCGAAUCGACUAUGCUGCGUCAUGAUAUACUAUGGAUAAGGGUAGCCAAUGCUCUCUAGGAAUAAUAUUUAUUCUUCUUCCGUGGUUUGAGUCUUUCCCUUUCCCCUAAGUGUCGUCCUUCGUGUUAUACAGUACCACUCGUCUUCCUAUAUAUCCCCUUUCUGCCAUUGUUUAAGCUGCUUGUUACUGCAUUGUUCUCCAGUGCCCUUGUAUCAAUACUUCCUUCUCACCCAGCGUCGCAAUGUCACAUCACGACAAGCCGUGGCCGCAGGUGCCUGUCACCAACAAGGACUACACCCAAGCAGCGGUGGUCAUUGUUGGCGCCGGCAUCUCUGGCAUGUGCACAGCCAUUGAUCUUAUCAAACAACACAACUGUCGGAACUUCAUCAUUGUGGAGAAAAGCUCGGGGGUUGGUGGGACCUGGCACGAUAACAAGUAUCCAGGUUGCUGCUGCGACGGUAAGAAUGUU
This is a messenger RNA of Eremomyces bilateralis CBS 781.70, 1131 nucleotides long. RefSeq lists its product as uncharacterized. The record is from RefSeq and is a predicted model, not a curated record. The transcript has a single exon. Lineage: Eukaryota; Fungi; Ascomycota; Dothideomycetes; Eremomycetales; Eremomycetaceae. Bases 122 to 721 code for a protein of 199 amino acids.